UCGAAAAACAGUCAACAUCCAAAUUGUAUAUACAGUGAGAAUACUGAAAGAAAUCACGGUAAUAAUUUUAUCUUGGAUAUUUGAUAAUCAGAUAACAACCACAAAUCCUACAAAAGCAUCUCUUUAAACGACUGACCUAAUACAUAUAUUGUGUUUGGAUUUUAGUUAUAGUAUAUUGACAAUUAGAAUGAAUGAAAAUCCAAAAUAAUGAACAUGGGAUAUAUGUUCCAGUACAGCAAUUAUAUGCAGUUUGUCUGAACACUAUAGAAUGGGCUGGGAUGCGAUAUUCUCAAAAACAAGACAUCUACACCAAUCCUUCAUCUGCUAGCUGUGGCUCAUAUUUCGAAUUAAGAAAGAAUACAUCAUAUCAGGUAAAUUGGACUAAAUUCAUUGCAUACAUUUUGUAAUUUUUUUUUUAUUUAUCACAACGUAUCAUUUUCCGUGCAGUUCUUUUUUUUUAAAAAGAGGGGGGGGGGAAGAAAUCAUAUGUUAAUGACGGAGCAGAAAACAAAGAGGUCCUUUUGGAAUAAUAUUUUAUUGCUAUGUCAUUUUGUUGUUUUUCUAGGUUCCAUAUAUCGCAGAAAAUGGGUAACAUAUCUAUGCGAAUUUAAUUCUGUGCCAUCUUUUCUCACCCAAUACCAAAGAGCUGCUCUGGAUCUUGGUAUCUAUAAGAACAGCUGCAAGGCAAGUUAUUUUUAACCGAUCUGUUUCUUUAAUUUCUAUACAUAUGAAAAAUAUCAGUCUUUAACCCAAGGGAUGUCAUAGUAUUAUCACCAUUAAAAAAUGGUUUCUAACUUACACGUAUCGCUAACCAAGGCACAAAUAUCAAGAUAACUUGAUUCAUUUUAUUACAUUCAUCAACAUUGAUCACUGUUCGUUAUCUUCACCUUGCAUUCAUCAAACAAAUUUAUAAGAAUUUUAGCUUACAUUUAAGAUUUUGUUUUAUGUCCUUCUUUAUAAUAGAUCGAACGAUGUUCACGGAAUACAAUGUCCACAAGAAACGAGAGAGAAUUGCGUGAUUCGAUCGGAUUCUGAUGCCACGUGUCGAUAUCAGAAUAAUUGCUGCAGACUGACUCCGUAUGGAUGUAAAUGGGAUUCCCCUGUCUGUUCAAACAAUGGAAACAACGGAUAUAAAAACCUAUAGUGCAGCGACGAAGAAACAAAUUUGUGCUUGAAUCGUGGAAAGCUGUCAUACAUAAUAAAGCUCUGCAACUUUUACUUUUGAAACACUUUAGUUAUCUCUUAAUUUUUUUUUUAAAUGGUUUGACUAUUUUUUUUUUAAUUUUUUUUUUUAAUAUUACCCUGAUUUUGUGGAAACAUAUGCAUGAACUUUGCGAUUUUAGAGCAUUUCAUUGAGACUAGUUCACUUCGCUUCUCUGAAGUAUUCCUAGACUAAGUUAACGGUCUAAUCUUUUCAAACAUGUAUCAUGAAACAUUUAAGCAAUGUCACCACCAUCUAGUAUCACUUGGAAUACUUGUGAUGAUGUACAUGUAAAUUCUAAGAUAAUAUAAAUCUGUAUAUAAUGAAUUGCGGGUAUAUACUACUAACUAUUUAAUUAUUCACAUUUAAUUUAAUAAUUUUUCCCGUCAGCAGUGAUCGGUCUAGACAAGAGUCUAAUCCAGAAUUUAGGUAACAAAGGAUCACUGAAAAUUAUCCCCACAUCAUUUUAGAACAAACUAGUCCCACCUCUGCAUUGUAUAUGCUAGGUUGCUUUUCGUUUUAUUUCAUAUUUGACCAUCCAUCAACACACCAAUAAUUUGUUUUCUUUGAAAGUAUCUUAGACAUCACGAUUCACAAUGUAACAUGGGACAUGAGUUCUAGACGGUAUCUCCGACCCUGUCCUUCCCGGUCUACGUUUCCAAUUUCUGCAACGGCAUGACUAAAUGUAAAUAAAUAUUUUUGUUAUUGUAAUUUUUGUGAAUUGUUCAUCAAAAAUACCACAAAAAAUGGAAAACCGCAGAAAAGAUCAGUCAUAAGAUACAUGUGUGUUCAUGCUGCCCUAUCCCCCAACGUAUUUUUUAUAUUGCAAUGUACUUUACCAAGGAGGUAUAUAUUAAACAAUAGAGACGAUGUUCUUGUGGUAGACCUUAAUUCUCAACACCAUGAUGUGUUUUCUUAUGACAGUUUUUGUUUACAGAUCACAUGAGAAACUAAUUAAAAAUCAAUUAAAUUUCUUAAAACAAAUACCAACUCAGUUUGAAAAUCAUAUAAAAGAAAGGAAAUCAGGAAUCCAUACAACACAGAAUUUUCCUGAUACACAGAAGAUACGUCUAGUUCUACAGUAGAAUGAAGUUGCUCGCUGCUUGUUGCUUGCUCGCCAUUGCAUUGUUUCACUAUUCAGAUGCCGGUUGUUCUUGUCCACCACAACAUCCUCAGCAAGCGCUCUGUGAUGACAAAACCUUUGUACUGAAGGUCAAAAUACUAAACAGAAAGAAGUUGUCAAGUGGACCAAGAUCAGAACGCCGCGUUUAUAAAGUUAAAGUCUUAAAGGAUUACAAGAACACAUUCGACCCUAUUCACGGAAAUGAAAAGAUCUACACGAGUAGCUCAAAGGAACCCUGUGGAGUAUAUUUCAGUAGGAAAGUAACAUACAUCAUAAGUGGAUAUAAAUCUGGCGGGAGGUUUGUGACAAGUUUCUGUUUCUGGAACCAGAAGAUCUGUACCGUCACGCGCUUCCAGAAAUUCGCUCUCAAGACUGGUCUAUACAAAUCCAACUGUCAGUGCAAGAUCAAGGACUGUACAGACGGAUACUGCAAUCCCCCAACGAGAGAAGACUGUGUCAUCAAAUCAAACAGAGGCUGCUUCCUAGAAAAGAACGCAUGCGUCCAGAAAUCAAACUAUGGUUCCCUGCAUUGUGACUGGAAAUCAAAUACUUGUGACUCGGAACCUACCGUUGAAGUCAAGAAGGAUGUCGUUUAUGAACCCACGAAAACCGAGGUUCUAAAUCAUAAGACCUUCAAGCAGACUGUACACAAAUUGUUUGAUCCGCCUGCGAAACCAGACCAUGGGCCAGAGUACAACCACGCAGCACCAGGGCCGUACACAACACACGUCCAUAAAAUCGUCGAUCAUGUCGGGGAAAAUGUUGGCCACUAAAUUCAUUUUACCAACAAUUUUAAAAUAUAGUUAUGUAAUAGAUUUUUUUUAAUGUAAAUAUUUAAGUUAUGAA
Molecule: messenger RNA, 3170 nt
Organism: Ostrea edulis (European flat oyster)
Lineage: Eukaryota; Metazoa; Mollusca; Bivalvia; Ostreida; Ostreidae
Product: metalloproteinase inhibitor 3-like
Exons: 5
Coding region: 2288-3097 (269 amino acids)
Biological process (GO): negative regulation of endopeptidase activity; negative regulation of membrane protein ectodomain proteolysis
Cellular component (GO): extracellular matrix
Molecular function (GO): metalloendopeptidase inhibitor activity; protease binding
Source: RefSeq, a predicted model, not a curated record